Messenger RNA from Pelagomonas calceolata, 5103 nucleotides. NCBI's taxonomy places the organism in Eukaryota, Pelagophyceae, Pelagomonadales, Pelagomonadaceae. The record is from the annotation of a GenBank genome assembly.
GUCGCGCGCCAGCCAGUUUACGGCUCUGCUGCCGCUUCGGCGUGACACGAGAGGUCGCGGACCGCUGCGUGGACGCCUUCACAGCCGCGGUGACGGCGUGCGAGCUGGCCACACGCCCUCGAAAGCUUGUAACCGAGGGCGCGCUCUCAGGCGCUUAAAUAAAAAAAUUAAAUACGAUGCCGCCGCUGCGCGAGAAGACGAACGCCAAGCCCACGACGAGCGAAGAUAGGGUCGGCGCGUCCCUGCCGCCGAGGAUCGAAGGCGCCACGCGCGGCGAAUUGGACGUGCGCGUCUCCGAGCUACGAGGCGCGGAGGGCUUGACCCUGGUCCUAAGGUGGUGGGGCGAGGGCGAUCAGAGUGGAGGCGUGGCCUUCGACGUGACGCGCAAGAACCAGAAAAGGGGCAAGGCGCAGUGCCUGUUUCCGAGUCGCGUCGACGGCGCGGGACUAGGCCGAUAUCUCAAGGACGCUCGAGUGCUGAGGUUCGACGUCGUGGCCCAUGGCCGCGUCGUGGGCGCCCUGAAAGUCCCUCUGUCCAAGGCGCCCGUCGGUGCUAUUCAAGAUGACGGCGAGAAGUCACUGGUCGAUGCAAGGUUCAGUGCAGCCCAGAUCCAGGAGAUCGGACUGACACCAGCUCAAUUGGCGCGACGACCUCCCAGAAAGCAGCUCGGCUCGGUGCGCGUCAAGGUCGUGGCCAGGAUGGGCAAGGCUUCCAAGGUGAAAAACGCGACGACCGUCCAAGGCGCCCUCAAGCAGUCCGUCGAUCUACCUCCUACAACAGACCACAAAGACACGAUGGAAGGGCGGCUCGCGAGUGCGGGGAACCGCUUUUAUAGGGACCCGGAGGCGCUCGGCGAAGCGAUGCCGGUGGGCAAAGCAGGCGUUCGUAGGAAACAACCUUCACCGGAACAGGUCUACAAGAUGAGGCAGUCGGAAGAGAACCCCUGGGGCGCUCCGGAAGAGCACAAGACGGGCGGUUUGUCCAACGAGCCGGCGUCGGUCUUCGCGGGGCCAUCGACUACGGAGACGACUCCAGCAUCAGUGUUUGGUGGCCCAUCCUCGGCGGGCUCCGCCGUGGGUUCCGCCGUGGCCGCGGCCUUCGGCGGACCCGGGGGCUCGGCGGCGUCGCCGGAAACCUUCGGCGGGCCGUCUACGGCGGCCUCGGCGGCGUCGCCCGCGGCCUUCGGCGCGCCGGGCGACGAGCUCACGACCAUCGACGAGCGCACGACGCCGCCUUCGUCGAAGACGGCCGUCGCGCGCCACGACAUGCAAGAGGCACCACCGGCGACGCUCGAAGCGUUGUUAAGAAGGGGCGAAGCGCUGAGAGAACAUGUCUUACAAGUCGAGCACGCCUCGGGCCUCAAAGACGACGGCGCCGCCGUCGCCGCAUUUCUAGAUGACGAAUUGAUAGCAGCAACAGAAAGCACCAAGCCGCCCGAACCGCCGCCAUCAUCGCAAAUCGGCAAGGCGCCCGCCGAGGAGGCUCCGGCGCCGGCGGCGGAAGGCGUCCCCCCGGCGCCCGCUCUAGAGGGCGGUGGCGUCACGGCGCCCCUCGCCACGACCUUCCCUUCAUCAGCCCCUCUAGAAGCUCUGGAACGAAGGGCCCAGGCCCUCGCCGCGGACGUCGAGGACGACGCCGCUGAGUACUUAGCUCACGAGGACGACGCGUUAGUUGAUGAACUUUUGAGAGAUCCGGAGAUCCAGCGGGCCAUCGCGCCGUCUCCACAACAAGUUGUCGAGGCGCCGCCGCCGCCGCCUCCACAAGAACAACCUGUGGUGGAGGCAUUCACGACGCCUGUUGUUCAAGAACCUCUAGACCCGCGGCAGCUGCGAUGUCUGCUGCGCGUGCGGAGCGGGUUGCUCAACCGGGAGACGGCCGCCGCGUCGUCCGCGGCGCGCGUCGCGCACCACUGGGCCCUGCCUAAUUCUGUAGACCGCUCCUACAGGAGACGCGACGGCAAGUACGGGAGCGACUACGUCGCGGGAGAGCGGCAGGGUUCCCGAAGUGUGUACGCCUUUGCGUAUGACUGCAGUUCCCCUUACUCGACGUCGUGCUCCUUCAACGCUUUACAAAUAGUAGAAGUGUGGUGCAAAAGUUACGAUGGAGUGACCGAUAGUCUAGUAGGCGUCGCGAAGGUACCUCUCUCCCAACUCUCAUCAAAAGUGCAGGCCGCGUCGCGACGAGUCAGCCGGGCCCACCGGCUAACGGAGACGGCCUUUUCUCGUGUUGAUGACUGGUUAAUCGACGAAUCGCGAGCGUUAGUAUCAGAUUCAAGUAUUGAUAUCGUGGACCCGUUAUCCGCACAGAAGAAAGGGACCAUCCAAGUCUCAUUAGCUGUAGGAACACCUACACAGCUACGCCACCUAGACGACGCGCGCACGUACGACGCGGCGCGGCUCCUCCAAGCGAACCACCGGGGAAGAGCUUCUCGACGAGCCCAUCGAGGGUUAUUCGACGACGGUGCCACGGAACCGCUCUCGAGGGCCGUCGACGAGGAGUUCUUCGCCCCCGAGGAGGAAGAAGGCAAUCUCGCGGAGUCGAUACCCAUCCAGGGCGUCGUCCAGCACACGCUCGAAGUGUCCCUGACGGGCGAGUGUUCGUUGCCGACGGACUCGGGGGCGUCGGUGACGUAUCGCCUGGCGAACGCGGACCAGGAGCUCUGGUGGGAUUCAGAUAGUGCGAGACUGAACUCUAGGUUGCGCCACGACUUCUCGACGCCUCUUGCGUCAGUAGAGGUGGCUGCCGUGCGCUGUCUGGUCGGGGAUGGGUCGUCUGGUGUUGACUUUAGUGUUGAGGUCGAGGGCGAUGCAUAUGUUGCUCGAUUACCUAUCAGGGACGUGAAAGCACUAGUGCGGAGGGACGUGCGGGACUUUGCUUGUACGUUGCCUUUGACGAGACGAGGUCAAAGUACACCAUUCACUUUACCCUUGACUUUUGGCUACAGGCGCGAGCCGGACGCCGUCGCUAGGGUGCGGGCGUCGCGCGAGUCUCUGACGGUAGCGGAAGAAUCAUUGGUCGAGGAGGAGGAGGAGCCCACGGUCAUCGUGCGCGCGCGGCGCGCCUUCCUGCAGGACGAGGCUCCGGCGCCCCGCGACGACAACAAUGACGAGACCCUCUCGCUCACGGUGAGCGGCGCUAGAGGUCUAGGAGCCGUGCUACGGGCCUGGCGCACGCAGGGCCGCGGCUCUGGCACGUUCCCCCUCGAGGAGACCGCUCACGUGACGUACGCGGCCGAUCUCGAAGUGCGCGUUCUAGAUGCGAACGACGAACUGCUGGCGACCAUGACGUCGCCGUCGUUCUCUUUUUCAGGAGCGGACGAGGAGAACGACGUGCUGGAUUCGACCGUGUUGUUACCUCAGAGGUCAGUAUCGAUCGAUGCCGCGGCGUCGCUGGACUUUGCUAUCCGACUAGUAGAUGUCCGCGCGGGCGCGGCGUCCGCGGCGGUGGACGGGCCGUUGGGAGUGCCCAUCGCUUCCGGGCGAGCUUCGCUGCCGAUCGACGGCUGGGUGCGCAUCAGUGGUGAUGGCAACUACCGAGGCGCGCUCCGCGUGCGUGCGGCGUACACGUCUGACGUCGCUCCACCAUUGUCGCCCGUCGCGCCUGCCUCGCCCGUCGCGGCACCACCAGCACCGGUCGCGGCGCCUCCGCCACCGACCAUGGCCGACGCCGCGACGUCGCUCGAUGCGGACCGCUUGACGGCCAUCAUGCGCCAAGCUUUGCAACCGGCUAUCUUACCGUCGACGGAACCUUCCAUAUAUACGGAUGAAAAUACUUCAGUGCGCAUAGCCAUCGAGAAGGUCGAGGGCUUGCCUAACGAGGACUGGAGGUGGACCGUGGCGUGGAAAGUGGACGGCAACGACUACGCGACGCCGCCCGUCGCCGGUGCUUCAUCUGUCGAUUUCGGGGGUUGGGCGGCCGUCGCCAAGAUCCCUACUCGUAGAUUAGCGACAUCAUCGGUAGUGUUCGAGGUCCUCCAGGGCGAGGCCAACCGGCCGACGGCGUCGAUCGUUGGAAAGACGACGGUGGAUUUGGGAAUGCUGGCCUGCGGCUUGUCCUGCGUCGACGGCGCGUAUCGGUUGUCCGAUGAUUUCUGCCGGGAGAAAGGUGUCUUAACCGUGAAGAUCGGAACCGUGUCUGAGGAAGAGGAGGCAUCCCUGCCGCCGCCGACGCCGUCGCAGGAGGUGCAACUGCCGCCGGACCCGCGCUCGGACUCGCCCGACGCCUUCGCCCGUCAAAGGGAACACGAGCGGAGCGAAGCUUUGAGGCGACGAGCCCACGCGCUCGAAGCUGCGGUUGGGGAGGAGGCUAGACGACUCGGCGAUCUGGGCAGCAUGCUGCGGUCCCUGGAGAACUUGGGAGGGAGGCUGCUGACCUUUGGGCAGGAGGCAUCUGAAUCAUCGGAGGACGAUAAUGAUGAUGAUAUCGAGGUCGAGGCCGUCGCCCAGUCGCCGGGCUUUUUGGCGCCGCCGCCCUGGGAGCGGCCCCAGGAGGAAGAAGAAGACGACGCCUGGUCUGACGCGCCGCCGUCGCCCGAAGAACCGGAGUCGCCCCAAAGGGUCGCGCACGCGACGAACGCCCUGGCGGAAUCUUUAAGGAAGAAAUACGACGCGGACGCGGCGGCUCUCGCCGCGGAGCGCGCGGCGGCGUCGCAAGAACUCCAACGAGCCGCCGCGGAACGGGAGGCGUUAGCUGCAGAAUUGCGCAAGGCCGCGGAAGAACGGCGGAAACUUGAGGAACGGACGUCGUUACUAGAACAGCGGGAAGCGCAGCAUCGUUUAAAUGCGGAGAACGAGGCCAAAGAACGCGCCGAGGCGAGCGCGGCCCUCGCGGCGCAGGCGGCCGCGGCGGCGGCCGAGGAAGCGGCGAAGGCUGUGCAACCGACGCGCCUCGCCGCGAUAAAUGACGAGGUCCACGCGGCCGAGGACGAGUUGCGGGCGGCGCGCGCGGACCUGGUGCGGCACGCGGACGAGCAGCCCUCGGACUCGGGGGCCUCGUCGACGUCCUCCGGCCGGCGCUACCGCGACCCGCGCUUCGCGGCGGCCGAGACGGAGCGGAUCGCGCGGAUCAUGCGGGGAGCGCUGUCCGCGUAAGUUUUUGGGAGAA